Fonsecaea pedrosoi CBS 271.37 is the source of this 1281-nucleotide messenger RNA. RefSeq lists its product as uncharacterized. Gene Ontology annotation, cellular component: fungal-type vacuole membrane. The transcript is spliced from 2 exons. The record is from RefSeq and is a predicted model, not a curated record. NCBI's taxonomy places the organism in Eukaryota, Fungi, Ascomycota, Eurotiomycetes, Chaetothyriales, Herpotrichiellaceae. The coding region runs from base 1 to 1281 and encodes 426 amino acids. Gene Ontology annotation, biological process: macroautophagy.
AUGUUUGAACACAUCCUCGCAAUCUUUGUCUGUUGUUGUGCACUCGCCACCACCGCCGCCACCGCUGAGGAGACAAAGAAGAGCAUCCUCGAGACAAUCAAGAGCACUCCCGAACUAUCCAGCUUGGCCGCCCGUCUCGACGACUUCCCAUCCUUUACGUCGCUGCUGGAGAGAGAGCAGAUAACGCUGCUCGCGCUGGACAAUGCCGCGUUGAGCGAGACCGCGGAAAACAUCACAGAGUCGUUCUGGCAAUACCACGUCCUCGACGGCUCAUUUCCCACCUUCCCCACGAAUUGGACGCAAUAUCUUCCCAGCAUGCUACAGGUCGACGGGUCUACCGAGUUCGUGGUCGCGCAGACGUCGCUGCUCAGCGGCACCACGACUUUCUGGUCCGGCGCGCAGAGGACGUCGUAUACAACCGGGAAUGUGACGAGCUGCAGUAACGGCGUGAUCCACGUCAUCCAGCGCGCGCUGGCACUUCCCGGGAAUUUCAGUUCGACGUACGCGCAGAGCGUCUUGAUCAAGAAUCCCUCCCCGUUUUCUACCACUAACACGAGUGGUGGUGGUGUUGUGGAGGACGUCAACGUCAACGUUGUCAAGAACGGAUCGACCAGGAUCAAGUCGAUCGACUCCCUCUCCGGCAUCACCGUCUUCCUGCCCAUCACCCACGCGUUCCAGGCCAUCGGCUCCGUCGCGAGUACCUGGACCCUGGAGGAGUUGCGGCGGAUCAUGUCCUACCACGUCGUCGACGAGGUUCUGACGCCCGACGCCACGGGUAAUCUCCCUCGGGGGGAGUACUCGACGCUCGAGACCUCGAAAAAAGUGGUAAUCUCCAGCGUUGGAGGUGUCCAGUUCGUCAACAGUGCCAGGAUCGUGGGCAAGUAUAACUGGGUGUUUGAGGGGGGCACAAUAUACACGGUUUUCGGCGUGCUGAAUCCUGACAACACCACCGUGGCCCCCAACGCCAGCGACUCGGGCGUUGCAUUCGCGGGCGCCUCCUUCACCACCGACGUGUCCUUCCCAAUAACAUCUACGUCUUCCACCAACUCAUCCUCGUUGACGUCUGGCGGUCUCUCGAUCGGAGCCAAGGCCGCCAUCGGUAUGGGGGCUGUUGUGUUCGCCAUCAUCGCAACGCUCCUGGGAUUCUGGAUUUUCCACCCGGGGCGCUCAAGACAGUGCGCUUCCAUUAAAUAUGAGGACGGCGGGUACCAGCUCUCCGACAUGAGCAUGUCUCAAAAGAACUUGACGUCUCACCCAGGAACCAUGGGGCGAGGGGUUUGA